Molecule: messenger RNA, 1692 nt
Organism: Necator americanus (New World hookworm)
Lineage: Eukaryota; Metazoa; Nematoda; Chromadorea; Rhabditida; Ancylostomatidae
Exons: 16
Coding region: 1-1692 (563 amino acids)
Biological process (GO): maturation of LSU-rRNA from tricistronic rRNA transcript (SSU-rRNA, 5.8S rRNA, LSU-rRNA)
Cellular component (GO): nucleolus
Molecular function (GO): RNA helicase activity; nucleic acid binding; ATP binding
Source: RefSeq, a predicted model, not a curated record
AUGGGUGUGGACGUUCAGAAGAAAGUGCUCAAGAGGAAGCUCGAGAAAAUGAAGGCCACUCAGGCCAAGAUGAGGAAAAAGGAGCUGGCGGCUCGAGAAGCAGCAAAAGACAUGGAAGUAAAAGAAGAAGUUGAGGAUGAAGAGGAUGAUGAUGAUGAGCCUAAAGCAAAUACACAGAAUGGAGAAGCUAAUGAGUCAACUCAAUCGCCUGCUCGUGCAGAAGAGGUUUCCUCAUUUUUAUCUGAGAAAACAUUUGAUGGAUUAAAAGGCAAGGUCAACGAUAAAUUGCUAGAAGCGAUUCGAAAAAUGGGCUUCACUACCAUGACCGAGAUUCAAGCGAAAAGCAUCGAACCGCUCCUUGAGGGCCGCGAUGUACUGGCUUCAGCGAAAACAGGUUCCGGAAAGACACUGGCGUUCCUAAUUCCUGCUAUUGAGCUGUUAUUAAAGCUAGAAUGGAAGCAGUAUAAUGGAACGGGUGUAAUAAUUGUAUCACCUACAAGGGAGCUGUCGAUGCAGACGUAUGGAGUGCUUACAGAACUUUUGGAAGGGACUCCACUAAGCCAUGGUCUGGUUAUGGGAGGCUCAAAUCGAAGCGCUGAGCAGGACAAAUUAGCUAAAGGUAUAUCAGUGCUGGUCGCGACACCAGGUCGACUACUGGAUCAUUUGCAAAAUACGGACCCAUUUGUAGUGAAAAACCUGAAAUGUCUUAUAAUUGACGAAGCAGACAGGAUUCUAGACAUUGGAUUUGAGAUUGAAAUGCAGCAGAUUCUUCGCCAUCUUCCAAAGAAACGACAGACCAUGCUCUUCUCGGCAACUCACACACCAAAGGUGGAUGAACUCGUAAAACUUUCAUUACACUCAAAUCCAGUGAAAGUGUCAGUUUCGGAGAAGAGUGAAGUUGCUACGGUAGAAGGGCUUCAGCAGGGUUAUGUUGUUUGUCCAUCUGAAAAGCGAUUCUUAAUGUUGUUCACCUUUUUGAAGAAGAACAAGAACAAAAAGGUAAUGGUGUUUUUCUCUUCAUGCAAUUCCGUGAAAUACCACCAUGAAUUGUUAAAUUAUAUAGACAUUCCCUGCAUGUCAAUACAUGGCAAGCAAAAACAAGCCAAGCGAACCUCUACCUUUUUCCAAUUCUGCCAGGCAGAGACUGGAAUCUUAUUAUGUACUGAUGUAGCGGCUAGAGGUCUCGACAUACCUGCUGUUGACUGGAUCGUCCAAUACGAUCCACCGGAUGAACCACGAGAGUACAUUCAUCGUGUUGGUCGUACCGCAAGAGGAAAGGAUGGCCGUGGUAAUGCGUUACUAGUGCUUCGUCCUGAGGAGUUAGGAUUUCUGCGGUACUUACGAGCAGCGAAAGUGGUCCUGAAUGAAUUCGAAUUUUCAUGGUCAAAGAUCGCCAACAUACAAUCCCAAUUAGAGAACUUGAUCGACAAGAAUUACUAUCUGAACAAAUCAGCAAAGGAGGCGUACAAAUGCUACGUUAGGGCGUAUGACUCGCAUUCGUUGAAGGAUAUUUUUGAUGUGAACAAUCUGGAUUUGAUAGCAGUAUGCAAGUCGUUCGGGUUCUCCGUGCCGCCCUUCGUGGAUCUGCCGAUAUCUCACAAGCCAAAGGUGCAAAUAAGGUCCAAAUUGUCAGGAGCUGGAUACCGAAAACGACCAAAAGCGUUCACUUUCAAGCAAAAACCGAAAAAAUAA